GUUAAAGGUUUGUUUACUCCAGAAUUAACAGCACAGCAUCUAUUCAUCUAUUCAGGUUUUGGAGGAGCUGGUUUCUGCUGGAUGAAGUGCUAUGGGUCGGAACGUCUUAGGUUUGUGGUUUUGCCUCUCUCUGGCAUUCAUUUCCACCUGCGUACAUGGAGAUCUGGAACCUCAGCCUGACACACAAGCUCUGAACAGGAUGAACAGCGAUUUUUCCUUCCGCCUGUACAAAAGUAUUGCGUCUGGUGCUCGGUCUGAGAACGUAUUUUUCUCUCCGCUGAGUGUCUCCAUGGCACUGGCGGCACUCUCCCUAGGAGCGGGUGGUGAGACCCAUCACCAGCUUCUCAGUGGCCUCGGAUUGAACAGCUCUGUCUUUACCUGUGAGGAGAUGCACCAGUCCUUCCUGGAUCUCCUCAAAAACCUUAAUCAAAACACAGAGGUCAAUCUAGAGGUUGGCACUGCUGUCUAUAUCCAUGAAUCCUUUAAGCCUCAUCCUGAAUUUCUGCAGAAGAUGAAGCGAUUCUAUCUUUCCGAUGGUUUUUCUGUCGAUUUUACCAAGACGACUGAAACUGCUGAUCAGAUGAAUGCAUAUGUUAGUGAAAAGACACAUGGAAAAAUUAGCAACUUUAUUAAAGACCUGGAUCCACGUACCAUCAUGUAUCUGCUCAGCUAUAUAUAUUUUAAAGGUAAAUGGGCCACCCAGUUUGACCCUAAGAUGACUAAAAAGGAUGUCUUCCAUGUGGAUGAGGAAACAAAUGUUCCAGUUGAAAUGAUGUACAUGAAGGAUAAGUUUCAAGGCUACUAUGAUAGAGAACUUUCUGCUCACGCCUUGCGUCUGGACUACAAAGACUCGUUCUCCAUGAUAUUGGUUCUCCCUGAUAAAAACCUCACUGCUGUUGAGGAGGCUCUGAGUCUGCAUCACAUUACAAGGUGGAACACGUGGAUGCAGAAACGUGAAUACAAUAUCUAUGUCCCUAAGCUCUCCCUAAAAACAUCAUAUUCUUUGAAGAAUAUUCUGAUUGAAAUGGGAAUGAAGGAUAUGUUCACACCUAAAGCUAACUUAACUGGGAUUUCCGAUCAAAACUUGUUCAUUUCUGAGGCUGUGCAUGAAGCCACUCUAGACGUGGAUGAAGCUGGAGCCACUGCAGCAGCUGUGACUGGAAUAAGCUUCAUGCCUUUGUCUUUUCACUUUACUGAAACACUCAAAUUUAAUCGACCGUUCAUCAUCUUCAUUACUGACCAGAUAACUAAGAACAUUCUUUUCAUGGGAAAAAUUGUGAAUCCAGAAUAUUCUGCAGCAUAAUUAUCAAAUGUCUGUUUACAAAUAUACAGUGCAUCUCAGAUUAUAAAAGACUUUUAAUUGA
Molecule: messenger RNA, 1364 nt
Organism: Trichomycterus rosablanca
Lineage: Eukaryota; Metazoa; Chordata; Actinopteri; Siluriformes; Trichomycteridae
Product: plasma serine protease inhibitor-like
Exons: 5
Coding region: 92-1303 (403 amino acids)
Biological process (GO): negative regulation of endopeptidase activity
Molecular function (GO): serine-type endopeptidase inhibitor activity
Source: RefSeq, a predicted model, not a curated record